Messenger RNA from Camelina sativa (false flax), 588 nucleotides. RefSeq lists its product as uncharacterized. The record is from RefSeq and is a predicted model, not a curated record. Lineage: Eukaryota; Viridiplantae; Streptophyta; Magnoliopsida; Brassicales; Brassicaceae.
UCUCUCUAAGCAUAAAGCUUUUUUUUUUUUUUUUUGCUUCUAAAGAAAAAUGGGUAGUAGAAAGCUUGAUCAUGUGAAAGACAAUGACAUCUCAGUGAAAAUAACUUUUUCUAAACGCCAAAUUGAUACUUUCAAGAAGGCUGAUGCACUUGCGAGGCAAGCUAGGAUUCGCAUGUAUCAAGCCAAACUUGAUCAGCUUGAGGAAGAAGUGGAACUAAACAAAGCGUAUGAGGAGGAUUUGAGGAAGAGGCAAGAAAAACACCGCAUGGCCGGAUUCUACAAUAGGAAGGAGAUUCCCAAUCUAAAGUUGGAGGACUUGCUUGUUUUUAAGAAACAACUCGAGAAUCUCAAAGAAGAUGUAGAGAGGAAACGCGUUGAGAUGGAGGCUUCGUUGAUCCUAUUGGAGCUUUCAAAAUGGGAUGAUAAUAAGAAUUAAGAAUAAGAAAAUCAUUUUGGUUAAAAUCAUUUUGGCUUAUAAAAUCAUUUUGGUUAAUUGUUGUUGAAGGAACUUGUGUCUUUCAUCUUUUUGUCUUUUAAAUCAUAUUUCAUAAUAAAAAAUAAGUUUCAUCUUAAUAAUUUGGAAUAGAU